Messenger RNA from Kogia breviceps (pygmy sperm whale), 2993 nucleotides. It is a transcript of the gene SRPK1, whose product is annotated as SRSF protein kinase 1. Gene Ontology annotation, cellular component: nucleus; cytoplasm. The record is from RefSeq and is a predicted model, not a curated record. Gene Ontology annotation, biological process: peptidyl-serine phosphorylation; intracellular signal transduction; spliceosomal complex assembly. Lineage: Eukaryota; Metazoa; Chordata; Mammalia; Artiodactyla; Physeteridae. Gene Ontology annotation, molecular function: protein serine/threonine kinase activity; ATP binding.
GUUACCGGUCUCGCCAUGGAGCGGAAAGGUGAGCGGUGGAGCGGCCUCCGCCACGAGGGGCAACGGCCGCCGGGGCAAGGCCCGGGUCAACGCCGGGAGCUUCGCCUAACCACCGCCGUCCGGUCCCCGGGCGUGCGGCGCCCCUCCACUGAGGUGGCGCCGCCCCUCACCCCCCGCCACUGGGCAGCCGGUCCGCGCCCCUCAGCUCCGGCGUCCUUCCGCGCCGGCAGUCAUCGCCUCUCGUUCCCCGCCAGGCCGGCCCGCCCCUUGGGGCCACUCCAGGGCCCGGCCCUCGGCAGGCGAGGCCGACCCCGGCGCGCCAGCCCCCUGACCCGGCCUGAGCCCCUUCCGGCGUGCCCCGCCUGGGCGCUGCUCUGCGCUCCGUGGGCCGCCAGACCCCUGAGCGGCCGCCUGGCCGACGCCGCGGCGCUUGCCCCGGAGCCGCCCCUCAGGCAGGCCCCGCACCCGGGCCUCGCGCCCCUGCUGGGUUUCCACCCUCACCUUGAUCUCUUCCUUUCCUCCCCAUUCACCUUUCAUCCAUCCCUCUUUCCUGCAGUGCUUGCUCUCCAGGCCCGAAAGAAAAGGACCAAGGCCAAGAAGGACAAAGCCCAGAAGAAAUCUGAAACUCAGCACCGAGGCUCUGCUCCCCACUCUGAGAGUGAUCUCCCAGAGCAGGAAGAGGAGAUUCUGGGAUCUGAUGAUGAUGAGCAGGAAGAUCCCAAUGAUUAUUGUAAAGGAGGUUAUCAUCUUGUGAAAAUCGGAGAUCUAUUCAAUGGGAGAUAUCAUGUGAUCCGAAAGUUGGGCUGGGGACACUUUUCAACAGUGUGGUUAUCAUGGGAUAUUCAGGGGAAGAAGUUUGUGGCAAUGAAAGUAGUUAAAAGUGCUGAACAUUAUACCGAAACAGCACUUGAUGAAAUCCGGUUGCUGAAAUCAGUUCGCAAUUCAGAUCCUAAUGAUCCAAAUAGAGAAAUGGUUGUUCAACUACUAGAUGACUUUAAAAUAUCAGGAGUUAAUGGAACACAUAUCUGCAUGGUGUUUGAAGUUUUGGGGCAUCAUCUGCUCAAGUGGAUCAUCAAGUCCAAUUAUCAAGGGCUUCCUUUGCCUUGUGUCAAAAAAAUUAUUCAGCAAGUGUUACAGGGUCUGGAUUAUUUACACACCAAGUGCCGUAUCAUCCACACUGACAUUAAACCAGAAAACAUCUUGUUGUCAGUGAAUGAACAGUACAUCCGGAGGCUGGCUGCAGAAGCAACAGAAUGGCAGCGAUCUGGAGCUCCUCCACCUUCUGGAUCUGCAGUCAGUACUGCACCCCAGCCUAAACCAGCUGACAAAAUGUCAAAGAAUAAGAAGAAGAAAUUGAAGAAGAAGCAGAAGCGCCAGGCAGAAUUACUAGAGAAGCGAAUGCAGGAAAUUGAGGAAAUGGAGAAAGAGUCGGGCCCUGGGCAAAAAAGACCAAACAAGCAAGAAGAAUCAGAGAGUCCUGUUGAAAGACCCUUGAAAGAGAACCCACCUAAUAAAAUGACCCAAGAAAAACUUGAAGAGUCAAGUGCCAUUCACCAGGAUCAGACACUUACGGAACAUGGUGUAGAGGGUGGUGCAGCAGAAAUAAAUUGCAAUGGAGUAAUUGAAGUCGUUAAUUAUACUGAGAACAAUAAUAAAGAAACAUUGAGGCUUAAAGAGGAUCUACAUAAUGCUAAUGACUGUGAUGUCCAAAAUUUGAAGCAGGAACCUAGUUUUCUAAGUUCCCCAAAUGGAGACAGCAGCACAUCUCAAGAAACAGACUCCUGUACACCUGUAACCUCUGAGGUGUCAGAUACCAUGAUGUGCCAGUCUUCAUCAAAUGUAGACCGGUCAUUCAGUGAACAGGACAUUAGCCAACUUCAAGAAAGCAUUCGAGCAGAGAUACCCUGUGAAGAUGAGCAAGAGCAAGAACAUAAUGGACCACUAGACAACAAAGGAAAAUCCACUGCUGGAAAUUUUCUUGUUAAUCCCCUUGAGCCAAAAAAUGCAGAAAAGCUCCAGGUGAAGAUUGCUGAUCUUGGAAAUGCCUGUUGGGUGCACAAACAUUUCACUGAAGAUAUUCAAACAAGGCAGUAUCGCUCCUUGGAAGUUCUGAUAGGAUCUGGCUAUAAUACCCCUGCUGACAUUUGGAGCACAGCGUGCAUGGCCUUUGAACUGGCCACAGGCGACUAUUUAUUUGAACCUCAUUCAGGGGAAGAGUACACUCGAGAUGAAGAUCACAUUGCAUUGAUCAUAGAACUUCUGGGGAAGGUGCCUCGCAAGCUCAUUGUGGCAGGAAAAUAUUCCAAGGAAUUUUUCACCAAAAAAGGUGACCUGAAACACAUCACGAAGCUGAAACCCUGGGGCCUUUUUGAGGUUCUAGUGGAGAAGUAUGAGUGGUCUCAGGAAGAGGCAGCUGGUUUCACAGAUUUCUUACUGCCCAUGUUGGAGCUGAUCCCCGAGAAGAGGGCCACUGCCGCUGAUUGUCUCCGGCACCCUUGGCUCAACUCCUAAGCCCCAGCCCAGCACCGCAGCAGAGAUCACACGCUGGCCCUCUGCCCCUCCCCUCCAAGCAUUUCCCUCUUCCCUUUUCAGGGUGAAGCUCUUCCUUCAAGGGUUUCUAGGGUGUUUUUUGUUUUUUGUUGAAUCCAACAUGUUCAUUUGGGUUUGCUUAUGUGACCCUGUGGAGAUCCCCCCACAGCCAUUGGGCAUCCUAGGUGAAUUUGGCCUUGAUUGGGCUCUGCCAAAGACUAAUGGACUAAAAUGUGAAACAGCCUCUCACCCCUGUACCCUUGUCUUUCCAUUAGGACAUCCUUUAAAUUAUAAGCAUCCUUUUAAAAAGAGCUAUGAAGAUGUAUGAGCUCAUCCUUUUAUUCACUGACUCUAAGAGUCAAAUUUUCUAGUGCAUAUCCUAUUGCCAGCAUAAGGAUGAGAAGGGGAAAGGGUAUUACUUCUGUGUACAGCAGAGACAUUAAACUUGCUGUAUCCAGGCUGCA